AUGGGGAAAAGCAACCAUUUAAGCGAUUUAGUAAAAAAUGUUCAAUUUUUUGUUACGACAUGUAGAGAAAAAAAUAAGAAAUUGAUGAGCAUGAGUAGUCUUGAUUUAUCAGAUGAUGAAAUAUAUACAACUACAAUGAAUCUUCUAGAAGAUAAAAAAUAUGGGGAUAAAGAUGAUAAGGGUAAUUAUAUUGAAAAUAAUAGUAGUAAAGAAUUUUCAGAUGAAUUAAUGUAUGGUAUGUAUAAAAAAUAUUCUACUACCUUUAAUAAACAAUUUAAAAAAACGUAUACUCAGGAUGAUCAUUAUAGGAAAUUGUUAAAUACUUUUGAAAAGGAUAAGAUAACGAAGUCUGUCGAUCUUAAAGGAAAGAACAAUAAUGUAGAAAGUAUGUUUGAUAGAGCAAUCGGAAUGGAUAAUGAACAGGUAGUUUCGGAAAUGAAUAGUAGUAACCGUAAUGGUAGUAGUAUCCAUAAUGGUAGUAGUAUCCAUAAUGGUAGUAGUAUCCAUAAUGGUAGUAGUAGCCACCAUAAUGGUAGUAGUCAUAACAGUAGCUGUAGUUUAAGACUAGAAAGGAUGAAAGAAAAAAUGAAACAAAAAAAAAUAGAUGAUAUGAAAAAUGAAAUGAGAGAAUACGAUAUACAUUUAUUGAAACUAUAUAAUAAAUUAGAAAGUAAUGAAAGAAAAAGUAAAUUGCUAAAUAAAGGGAAGAACGUAUCUUCCCAAAAAAUAAAUAGUAAGAUGAAUAAUACAAAUAAUGUUAUAAAAUAUAAAGAGAAAAAAAGAAAACAUCCUAAGAUAAGGCUGGAUACAUAUAAUUCAGAAAUUUUAAAGAUGAAAAGUGAUAUAAUAUUAAGAAGAAAUAGUACAAUCACAAAUAAAAUAUAUAAGAAGAGUUAUAAGAAUAAAACAGAAAAGAAAGAUCAUACUAUUCAUAUUAAUAGUAAUGAUAAUAUGGAUGUAACUUAUAAUUGGAGGCAAAAAAAAAAAAAAAAAAAAAAUGAUGAUGAUGUUGAAUCUCAAAGCAGUAAAGUUAAUCAAACCAAAACAAAAAAAAAUCCAAAAGAAAAAGAAAAAGAAAAAAAAAAAAAAAAAAAAUUCAAAUGUAAAAAUAAAAGCAAUAUAACAAAAAUGGAAGAAAAAAAUGCAGGAGAAAAUAGUCAAAUAAAAUAUUCUUUUUCAGAAAAUAUGAGAAAAAAAAGUUCGAAAAAUUCAUUUUUUUCUCUUGGGAGUAAAAGGAUGUCUAGGUUUUAUGGUACUACAUCUUCUUCAAAAAAGACACUAGAUGAAUAUGAAAACACGUUUUUUGACGAAACAUUAUUAUUAAAUAGAUUAAAUAAAAAAAAAAACGAUGGAAUAUAUGACAUUGGUUGUAUGUACAUGAAUAAUGAAGACGUGAGUGUUAAAGGUUCCAAAGAUUUGUUUGAUAGUAUUAAAAAAAAAAAAAAAAUGGAAAAGGUGGGAAAAAUGGAAAAAAUGGCAAAAAUGGAAAAAGUGGAAAAAAUGGAAAAAAUGUCAAAAAAAACAAAAAAUUUAGAAAGGACAAGUGCGAAAGAAUUUAACGACCAUGUUAGUGGUAUUAUUCCAAAUAGUAAGAAUAAAAAUCAUAUGAUAAAUAUUUAUAAUAAAAAUAAUAUGAUAAAUAUAUAUAAUACUAAUAGUAUGGUAAAUAGUUACAAUAAUGUGGUAAAUACUUAUAACAAUGUAGUUAAAAAUAAUUACUAUAAUAUGAAUAGAUCGAAAAUGUUGAAGCAUGAAUUUAGUACAUUUAAUGAUAAUACAGAAAAUCUAGAUGAUUACAAAAAUAUGAUAAACAGUUUAAAAGGCAAAGAAGAAAAAAAUAAGAAAAGAAAUAAUUCUUAUAUUGAUAAUAUUAUAAAAAUAAUAAAUUGUUUGGUUGAUGAAUAUGUCCCAAAAUUGAUUGAUAGAUAUGAAUAUUAUGUAAAUACCUUAGAUGAAAAAAAUAAAUUAUUAAAAAUAAAAAUAAAAGAUUCUUUAGAUUUUGGAGAUAUACAAUAUGAGGAGAUACGUGAGUUAAAAUCUCAGUUAAUUCAAAAAAAUAAUAAAAAUAAAAAAUUAAAUGAUACAAUAGAUAUGUUAAAAGAUAAGUUAGCAUAUAUGAACGAAUUGGAAUCUAAAAAUUUUGAAUACCUCGAUGAAAUUGUUAUGUUAAGAAAUCGAGUAACUUAUUUAGAAAAAAUAAUUGAAGAAAAUGAUCAAUCCAAAGAAUCUGUAGAAAUUAAAAAAAUACGUAGAAAUUUAAGAAAUAUAUAUAAAAAGAUGAAAAGUGAAAUGAGAUAUAUAGUAAAUUUUAAAUAUAAAAAUGAUAAACGAUAUAAAAAGAAGAAAAACAGAUUCUCUCUGUAUAAAUGGUUGUCAAUAAAUGAUAAGGUGGAACAAUAUUAUAUGCAAUAUAAAAAGGAUGAAAGUAAUAAGAAAGAAAAGAAUAUAGGUAAUGUGUGUUAUUUGAAGGAAGGCCAAGGGAACAAAGAGAUAGUAGAUGAUGAUAUGUUAUCUUGUGUGGAAGAAAAAAGGGAUGACCUGACAAACAUAAACAAUAAAAAUGGUGGAAAUGGUGAAAAUGUUGAAAAUGUUGAAAAUGAUCAAAAUGUUGAAAAUGAUCAAAAUGUUGAAAAUGAUCAAAAUGUUGAAAAUAAUAAUAUGGAAAAGAAUUAUAAACGAUUUGAUAAACAAGUGGAUACAAGCGAUUUGUUAUAUUAUCAUGAUAAUAUACCACUUGAAAAAUGUGAGGAAGCGAAGAAAAUAUCCUGUAAUGUUUUAGAAAACAAGAUGAAAGAUAUUACACAAAAUAAUGUUAAACUAAAUCAAGAUGCUAAUGAUAUCAAGUUGAAUCAUACAAAGCUGGGUACAUUCUUAUUACCAACAGUACAAUUAUGUAAUAGUAGUAGUUUGAUUAUACCUAUGGAAGAUAUUAAAAAAAAUAAUACUUUACAAAAUAGAGAUGAUAAAAUAAAAAAUAAAAUUAAGUAUCCUAUUCAAAGAGAUUCUUUAGUCCCUUUGUGUUCAUCACAUCCCAUUCCACUCGAAAGUUAUCCAUAUUAUCAUUAUUAUUAUAGUAAUGUACAUACAAAGAAGGAACCAAAAAUAGAUAUAAAUAUAAAUGUGGAUAACAACAUGUGUAAUAAUAUUGCUUGUUGUAUUAAAGGGAGAGCAAGAGGUGAAGAAGAAGGUGAAGAAGAAGGAAGAGGGAGAGUGAGAAAAAAAAAGAACGUAAGAAAAUUCUUUAGUAUAACUGUUCCAAAGGAACAUGUUCUAAGAAAAAAAAAAAAAAAAUAUAUUUAUAAUAAUGAAAUCAUGAAUGAUAAUAAAAUUAUUAUGACAAAAAAUUGUCAAUUAAAAGAUAUGUUUAAGAAAGAGGAAUAUAAAGAAAGAAAAAUAAAUUGUCCUUAUAAAUAUUAUGAGAACAAAAGAAAGCGAGAUUUUUUAUUUUUCAUAAACGCAUUAAGAAGGAAUGAUAUAUUAAGUUAUAAUAAAAAAUGUAAAGAUAUUUAUUAUAAUCACCAGCUUGCUCUUGAUAAAAAAUGUUUAGAUAUAAGUAACGAUUUAAAGAGAAGACGUUUUUAUAAGAAAUGUGUGGAUCUCAGUAUGAUUAAAGGUAAAUAUGAUAAUAAAGUAAGCGAUAAUUAUAUAUAUCAUGGUAGAGCAGAUUGUAAUGAUGAUAUACAUUUGGAAGGAAAGCAUAAAUAUAACAAUAUAAAUUACAACAAUAAUAAUAAUAAUAAUGGUAAUCAUAAUGGUAAUAAUAAUGAUAAUCAUAAUAAUAAUUAUUUUAAUAAUUAUUAUAAUAAUGGUUAUCGUAGGACACAAGCUAACGUUCGUUCUGCAUUACCCUUGAAUAUUAUACCCCAUGAAAAGGUCCAGAUAAACGAAAAAAUAAAAAAAAAGAGAAAUAAUAACAAUAGCAUUUGUCGUUUUAUAUCUUUUGAUUACUGUUGUAAUAUAAAUAAUAUGUCAAAGAAAAAAAAACGUAGCGUUUCUUGGGAAAGCACAAGAAGUAGUAGUCAUGAAGGUGAAGAGCGAAUGAAAGGCGGACGAGAUUAUAGCAAUAUAUUAUUUUUUAAAAAAUAUGAUGAAAAGGAUGAAGAUACAUUUGUGCACAAUAAUUAUAGUUAUGCAUAUAAUUCUUGUGAAGAAGUGGAUAUGACCAACACAAAUUAUAAAAAUAAUAAUAAAAAAAAAAUAAAAUAUAACAAUAAUGAUGAUAAUAAUGAUAAUGGUGAUAAUGAUGAUGAUAAUAAUAAUGAUAAUAAUGAUAAUAAUAAUAAUUAUAUAUAUAAAAUGAUUGCUAAUCGUGUGGAUGAGAACCCAUUAUUAUUUAGCAACAAUAUUGUUCUUCCUAAUCCUUUCUUACCAUAUGUAAAAGAUCAAAACAAAAAAGAAGCACAUACCACAUUACAAACACAAACACAAACACAAUGGAAUGUUAAGGAACCUUUCGACUGUACAGAUAAAAAUACAUAUCGCUAUUACAAUUUAUUUCAUCAGUAUUUAGAUAUAAAUAGAAAGAAUUACAAAAGGAUAAAUGCAUAUUUGCUUAAUAACUUUGCAUACACAUCUGAUAUACCUAGAGGUUGA
Messenger RNA from Plasmodium falciparum 3D7, 4593 nucleotides. RefSeq lists its product as uncharacterized. The record is from RefSeq and is a predicted model, not a curated record. The transcript has a single exon. The coding region runs from base 1 to 4593 and encodes 1530 amino acids. NCBI's taxonomy places the organism in Eukaryota, Apicomplexa, Aconoidasida, Haemosporida, Plasmodiidae.